UUUAAGUCUAUGGUUUUAUUAAGUCAACAAUUUUGUAUUUAUUGACAAAACAUUAUUUUAUUAAAAGUUGGAAAUUUAAUUAACAAUGACUGUAAAUAAUACUAUUGCGCACCAGCGUUUAAUUCUUACUGGUGACCGUGAAAGAUUUAAAGAUUUACUAAUGCGAAGAUUAAUAGAAUGCGGAUGGCGAGACCAAGUUAGAAUGUUGUGCCGUGAGGCAGUUAAAGAAAAUGAAGGAGGCAAUGUAAACUUCGACACACUUGUCUCAAGAGUAACCCCACGAGCAAGAGCUCUAGUCCCGGACACUGUAAAGAAGGAAUUAUUACAAAAAAUUAAAACACAUCUCUUAACACCAAAGGACUAGUAAUUGCUCUGUUCUAUUAAUACUAGCUACACUGCUUCAGUUUUAACUAAACAGUUCAACUGUUCAGUGUAGGCAUCAUUGACAACUGCACAGUUUAUCUAACAAUGUUGACACACAUACAUUCAGCUGAACAUAUCAACUGUUUAGUUAAAACUGAAGGUGUGAAGCCAGAUUUAUGUAAUAAGCAUGUUCAGUGCCACCUACUCAUCCUGCAUGUUAUUUUGGUGCAUAAAAAUCAUAGUGACAUUGAAUAUAUUAAAAUAAAACACUGUAAUUACUUUUGUUUAAAAUAAGUUAAUUGUUAGUAUAAAAAUAAAACAUUUUACAAUCAA
Molecule: messenger RNA, 696 nt
Organism: Papilio xuthus (Asian swallowtail)
Lineage: Eukaryota; Metazoa; Arthropoda; Insecta; Lepidoptera; Papilionidae
Source: RefSeq, a predicted model, not a curated record